Messenger RNA from Corythoichthys intestinalis (scribbled pipefish), 5237 nucleotides. RefSeq names its product collagen-like tail subunit (single strand of homotrimer) of asymmetric acetylcholinesterase (gene colq). Lineage: Eukaryota; Metazoa; Chordata; Actinopteri; Syngnathiformes; Syngnathidae. Bases 2203 to 3570 code for a protein of 455 amino acids. Gene Ontology annotation, molecular function: extracellular matrix structural constituent conferring tensile strength. The record is from RefSeq and is a predicted model, not a curated record. Gene Ontology annotation, biological process: extracellular matrix organization. The transcript is spliced from 17 exons.
CAGCCUUGUCUGAAAAAGCAGCCAACAAGCAGCCUUGUCUGUGUUCUUUCUGUCUGUCUGUGUUCUAUUCUAUGUAGAAUAAUUGACCAUUGUAUUAGAACCUUGAUCCUGAUGGUGAAUGAGAAGUGACCGUCAAGCUUUAUGAAGUGCAGACACUUUCAGUUUUAGUGAGCGACACUUUUGAAUUGGAAUGAGACAUUGAAAACUGGCGACACCUUUUUAUAACCAAAUUUAAGCCUAAGCACUGGGUUUAUUUGAUAAGUUACAGAUGAAUCAAUUAUAACUGUCAACCAAUAAAGUAAAACCAAUUUUCUGUAUGUAUGAAUGAUUUGAAAAAAAAAAAAAAAAAAUUAAAACAGUACUACAGUUGAACAAUCAUGGAUAAUGAUUGUAUUAAUACUUCAGAACAACCAUACUGGUGAUAAAAAUGAUGCUAAAAUGAAUUCAUAGUCACAUGAAUUAAUACUGAAGUCAUCAUUAAUGCUAAAAAUGUAUAUGGCGGAAAACACUCAAGUUCCGCUCUGAGACCCCCAAUUUGGCCAGCUUUCAAAAUUGUCUGAUAUGCACGUGUGAUACACCAUCAGCUUAAAAUCUCAAUUUUCUGGGGGAAGAAAAAUUUUGAACAGGAGGGCAUUUAAAAAAAAAAAAAAAAAAAAAAAUUAAACAGCAAAACCCUAUCUGGAGGUGAGAGCACGCGAGAGCAGAAUUACAGACGCCAUGACAUUAACGAGAUAUGAUCGCGUAUUUACCUCAUUUCGAUCCAAAAACUCCAUGUAGCAUGUAUCACUGAGUGUCAAGACACAGCUGUGAAUGGCCACAGCUGGAUUUUUUUGGGGAUUUUAUGGGUGAAACGUGGUAAUAUAACCAGGGUCGCAAUGCAGAAAUCGCAGACAUCAAGGAGUGGUUGAGAUUUUCCUUUUCAUAUAUUUCCCCUUUUAAAUGUUUAAAAAAAAAAAAAAAAAUUCUUUGUUUGGAUCGAUUAUUUAUCUAACAUAUCGUAGAAAAUGUGACAGUAACAAAAAAAAUACAACCAAGCGAUAGUUCGGAGGUAGAUAUCCGUGACUUAUUUACAGACGCCAUUUUUUUCACUGUGACGUAAUUUGUUUAAAAGUUUAAAAUAUGAGAGUGAAUAAUUUUUUAACGUCUUUUUUUUUAUUUUUUAUUUUUAUGAAAUAGUAGACAUCAAUUAAUGAUUCUAAGCUAAAAAUGAAAGACAUUUUGAAUAAUAAAUAUAAUUAAUUACCUUCGUUUUAUGGCUGGAUUGAAACAAAAGUGGUUGCGCGACGUCUGUAACCGGGGGUUUCCAGGGUAAAACGGACAAAUUAAAAAUAGUUUGGGGGCUUAAUGCGCCAUGAAUCUGCUAUGGCAGCAUAUAGACAUAUUGGUCUGUCAAACACAACAGUUGUUUUGGCUUAAAAUACAGCAGUUUCUUUUAAAGAGGAGUGCAAGAGCAGAAACUGCUUUUUCAGUCUAUAUCGUAUACUUACAUCACCUAGAUGUAAAACGAGUUACUUAAAGCCUAAAUUCAUAUUGAUUGCAGUUCGUUCAAUUGUAUUUAAGUACCUUUUUUUGUUUUGUUUUACGCUUUCUUCCGUGACGUUUUCUUUCCUCUCAUACUCUAUACUAAAGCAGACAUGGAAGGGCUUUUAUAUUAAGAGAGAUAAUGUAUUCCCAGAAGUAUUUACUGCCCUCACAUUCCCCUAAAGAGCCCCAGUGGAAAAGCAGACAAUUUAUUUUGUAGGACAGUCAAGGCAAUAAAACCAGUGUGGCCUGGAGUAAAUGGACAAUACAAUUGAUAUGGGGCUGCCUAAGUAAAAAACUAACCAAUCAAAAUAGCAUCAAAGACAGAAAGAUAACAUAAAACUAUGUGCUAAUGCACAUAGGAUCUUGUAGUAAGGCAAACUGUGACCGAUCAGUGUUUGGUCCCCCCUGUGAGGGGAGUGGAAACAACAAAGGCACCCCCUUGCAGUAGUAGAGAUCUAAUAUUGGCAACCAUAAGCAGCUGGCAGGCCGCCUCCUGUAAUUUUAGCGCACACGGAUGCGGAGGAAAGGUUUAAUGGGCAUUGGUGGACGUGCCCCCCUCGUGAGGGCGUAAAGACAGCAGAGCGGAGAGGAGAGUGAGAAUGGGGAGGUGAAACGCAGAGAGGAAGGCAGGAAGGACGAGAGGGCUGCUUUCGGCUUCACUAAUAAAGUCAGGCAACUAUGAGCAGCAGCAUGACUCCUCUAGCACAUGGACUCUAUCUGACUCUGUGCUUUUACUAUGGCUUGGCCCAAUCGUCUUUCCUGGACAGCUUUAAUUCAUUCCCUGCAGCGCUCGCUCCACAGGAACAGCAGAGGAGGUUGAACCCAUGCUGUUUAGUGAGUCCACCUCCACCCCCACUCUUCCCUCCACCCUUUUCACUUUGGCGCCGCCACACUCAUGAUGGUGAUUCAGAGUCUCCAUCGGGAGGCAAAGGUUCCACCUGUGCCCACGGCCCCCCUGGGCCUGUUGGUCCCCCUGGACCUCAGGGUCCACCAGGAUUACCAGGUGUUGCAGGGUCCAAGGGAGAAAAGGGAGAAAUCGGAAGACCUGGACAAAAGGGUAGGAAUGGUCCACCUGGACUUCCAGGAAAGCAGGGACCAGUUGGAUGGCCAGGACCAAGUGGGCCCAAAGGAGAGAAAGGUGAUCCAGGCAUAAUGGGCUUACCCGGAGGUAGAGGACCAAUUGGACCCAGGGGUUUGACCGGGUAUAAGGGUGAGAAGGGUUCACAAGGGGAACAUGGUGAAACUGGCUCUAAAGGUGACAAAGGCACAAUGGGUUUCCCUGGAAUGCUUGGGCAAAAAGGUGAAAUGGGUCCAAAAGGAGAACCUGGUGUUUCAGGAACCAGAGGACCCACUGGUCGACCGGGCAAGAGGGGCAAACAGGGAAUGAAAGGAGAAUCAGGCAGCGGUGGUUCAAGGGGGCCUGCCGGUCCACGGGGAGCUCCCGGACUCCCCGGUCCUCCAGGUCCUCCUGUCACAGGACUUCACUUGGUUGGAGCCAAAGGUGCCCGCGGGGCACCUGGGCAGCCUGGUCAUUGUAGCUGCAGUUCUCCAAGUGGCUCUCUCUUAGAAGAUUACUCCAGAGGAAAGACUCAAAAUCUCAAAGUACCUGCGAUCUUUGUGGUCAGCAACGAAGAGGAGCUCCAGCGUCUUCAGACAGAGAACGCGUUUGCAUUUCGCAAAGAUCAGAGAUCUCUCUAUUUCAAAGACACUAGCGGCUGGUUUCCAAUUCAGACCUUCCCUUUCCAGAUGACGGCAUUCCAGUCAAUGGAGAACCCGCCAGAUGAGGAUGGUUACUGCGGUGACGGCGUCGUGCAGCACGAACUCGGCGAGGAAUGUGAUGACCGCAACAAAGUUGUCACUGAUGGCUGCAUCAAGUGCAAACAUGCCUUCUGCGGCGACGGUUAUCGUCUUGAGGGUGCUGAAGAAUGUGACGGUAAAGACUUUGGAUACCAGACGUGCCACUCAUAUCUUCCGGGGUCAUACGGUCACCUGAAGUGCACGCCUUACUGCGCUAUCGAUUCCACAAACUGCAAGUACUUUACCUGAGUGGAAAGCUGGACCUUGAGUCCGCAUCCUUUUUGCGUGGGACACAACCUCGAAAUAUACUUUUCAUGCCAACCAAAAGAACAAACAAAGACAGGGAAGAUGCAGCAGAUGAACUGAAGUGAAGAAUAUACUGUAGAUAACUCCAGCGUACUGCUGCCGUGUUGAAUCCCUCGGAGCGUUGCUAUACAAGCAGAGGGGAAAUUUUUCACCCACGCGUCGGAAACAGCAGGACAGCUGCACUCCGUCUUAACCGGCCCGGCCUCCUUAUUGCGCCUCAACGGACACCAAUCCGUCUGUGUGGGCAACAGAUGCGUGCCAGCCAUGCUGAAGAGUUUCCAGGGGCAUUAUCAUCUCUACCUAGUCACUAUUCAAAGAAAGAAAGAAAAAAAAAAGAUCAAGUAGAAACUGGAGAGCUAGACUGAGGCCUCAGGUAUUGCACCGGUGCGGCUACAUUUGCAUGAGGCUGGCCACCAUUAAGCAUGUAUCACUUGACCUCUUACUUCUUUCCAUAUUGUACUCUUAACCUCAUGUUGUCAUACGCAAAGAAGCAAGUUCAAACUAUUCUCGACUGUUAGACUACGCGCUCGCGACACAGGUGCUGCUUCUCCACUCGACACACACAUUUGGUCAACAUAUCCAAGAAAAACUCUCAGGAACAAGCAGAUCACAUAGACUAUCACAAGCAUCCACAUUGUUCUGUCGCAGACACACAGAAAAAAAAAGUGAUCACCAGACCAUGAAAUACUAUCCGACAUGCUUAAAACUUAUUUAAACACAACUAAAAUGCAUUUUAAACAUAAAAAAUGAAUAAAACCUGUGUAUAGGUGGAUUACUGUACUAUAUAUGUGAAGGCUUGAAACUGUUAUGUCCUUAAACUCAGCGCACAGAUGAGGCUGAAAUAGGCCGUAGCUGCUAAAUAGGCAAUAAAGCUGUUCUAUGGUCCUUACUGUAUUUACUCCAUUACCUCGUUAUCCAGUCUUUGUGUCUUACAGUCAAGCGAGUGUGUUUAGACGUGUAGGACGACCCCCAAAAAAUAAAAGAUUUAGUCGACAUAAGCUUCCACUUUCCAUAAGCUAGUUUCCAAAGGAGAGCGCUCCUCAAUAAGACUGUUACCAUGUUGUGUCCGCAUGCAUGUGCUUAAUUUUUGUUCUGUUUGUAGCUCAUCAGCGUAGCAGGCGUCUUAAUGAAAGUGUUGCAGAGUACAGUAGUCAUGUGAUGCAACGUACACAACUGUGCUGAAUGUUCCCGCUUGUGAGCACUCAACCACCAUGCUGUAUCCCGAAAUGAAAUGUGCACAACACAACACGCAUGUGGCAACUCUGUAAGGCUUGAUAUAAGGUGUAGUAUGCGCUGUGACCGGGAUUAGUGAACAAUUGUUAUGUGUCGUUACUCUGAUAUGAUUUAUACGGAUGUUCAAGAAAUACAUUAAAGGAUUCAAAAAUAUUGUUGGGUUAUUUUCUUGAUUUACUACCAUUUAGCUCAUUUAUAGUCAUUUACGCUGCACUGUGGUUUUUGCCAGCCCUUUUAAUUUUUGUUUUAGUCUUCAUCUUUUGGACGAUAAUACUUAUUAGUAGAGAUGUCCCGAUCCGAUAUUUGGAUGGGAUCGGACGCCGAUAUGGGCAAAAAAAUGCGCAUCGGUAUCGGAUCGGCCAACACGGAAAAAUUCC